Molecule: messenger RNA, 963 nt
Organism: Lolium perenne
Lineage: Eukaryota; Viridiplantae; Streptophyta; Magnoliopsida; Poales; Poaceae
Source: RefSeq, a predicted model, not a curated record
AUGCAAAUUGGACGUAUCAACAGCUCCCAGGGUGGUGGCGCGAGCGGCAACAAGCGGAGGUUUGACGGAGGCGGGGGCGGCGACGACCGGAGGCCUCCUCCAGAUGGCGGCAGGCAGGCGGAUGAUGUCGGUCGGGGCCUGCAGCAGGACAGGGAGCCAUCUCGUCAUCGCUCCCAGGAGCCCCCGCGGGCGCAAGGGUCGAGGCAACAGCCGUACCACUCGGGCACCCACAACCAGGGUGGGGGCGGGCUUGCUCAGGGGAGCCAGGGAGGCGCGGGCAGAUCGCAGUCGCAGGGUGCGGCGGGCUCCCAGAGGCAGAAGGGCAAGGACAAGCAAGGGGCUGGGCAGGCGACGGCGCCCGCAUCUAGCGGAGAGUGCUUCCGUUGCGGGAGGUCCGGGCACUUCCAGUCUGAAUGCUCCUUUGAGCCCCUCUGCAUCAUCUGCAGCAAGGAGGGCCACAGCUCUGCGAGCUGUCCGACCCGUGGCAAGCCCCUCCUGCUGCAGUCCAUGGGGCACACGAUUUCGGGCGGCGGCUUCUUCAACAUCGACGUGGAGCCGAUCCGCGACGAGGGUCAGGGGGGCCAGUUUGCGGCGGUGAUCAAGUUCAGAGGGGCACCACUUUCAGAGUCUCAGCUUUCCGACGAGCUCAAGAAUCUCGUGGAUGACCUGUGGGACUGGCAGGUGUCAAAGAUCACUGACUCGGAGUUUACGGUGCACUUCCCGUCCAGGGCCACCCUCAAGAUGAGUACGGGGAGUGGGAAGCUUUACCUUCCCCUGCGCAAGACUGAUGUGGAGAUCCGGGAGGCCUUUUUGGCCCCCCAGCCGGGGAAGGCGCUCCCAUCGACGUGGGUGCGGUUGACCGGGGUCCCGCGGGACCUUCUGGAGGUGGACAGACUGAUGGCGGCCAUGGUCAUGGUGGGCAGGCCUUUGGAGUUGAUGAGCUCUCCUUGCGGAAGUGGAUGA